CGCCCCGCGUUGCGCGUGAGGAGGCGGAGCUUCUAGUGGGGGGAGGCCGGGGCGGGUCCUAGAACUGACCGCGGGCCCGGAUGGCUGACAGGGCCGUGUCGCGCUCCGCUGGCCGCAAGGCCCGGGCGUCCCGCUCCUCCCGAAACGCCGCAGGUACUAAACAGACAAGUGCUUUGAAACCAGAAGAUGCUUCUAAAAGGAAAGCAGAACUAGAAGCAGCUGUGAGAAAGAAGAUUGAGUUUGAGAGAAAAGCUCUACAUAUAGUUGAACAGCUUUUAGAAGAGAAUAUUACAGAAGACUUCCUAAUGGAGUGUGGGAAGUUCAUCACACCUGCUCACUACAACGAUGUCGUGGAUGAACGUUCCAUUGUCAAACUCUGUGGAUAUCCUUUAUGUCAGAAGAGACUGGGAAUUGUACCAAAACAGAAAUAUAAAAUUUCCACAAAAACCAAUAAAGUCUAUGAUAUUACUGAAAGAAAGGCUUUUUGCAGUAAUUUUUGUUACCAAGCAUCUAAAUUUUUUGAAGCACAAAUUUCCAAAACUCCAGUAUGGGUUCGAGAAGAAGAGAGGCAUCCCGAUUUUCAGCUGCUAAAAGAAGGACAAAGUGGCCAUGCUGGAGAAGAAGUACAAUUAUGUAGUAAAGUCAUUAAAACAUCAGAUAUUGACAAUUUCAGCCAUUUUGAAAAGCAGUAUGAAUCUAGUUCUUCUAGCACUCAUAGUGGUGAUAGUAGCAGUGAUAAUGAGCAAGACUUUGUUUCCUCCCUUCUACCAGGAAACAGACCAAAUUCAACAAGUAUUAGGCCACAGCUACACAGAGAAAGCAUAGUGAAAAAGAAAGCUGGUCAAAAAGUUAAUUCCAAACUCAAAGACAAAGAACAGACAGUAGUAGGUGUCACUGAACAGUUAGGCAAUUGCAGAUUAGAUAGUCAGGAGAAAGCUGUCGCGUAUGAACUUCCUUUGCAGAAAGUAAAUACUCAGAUUUCUUUAAGUAGUACUUUGCCCGAGAGAUCAAAAGCUUAUGAAAAUUCUGAUUAUAAAUACAGUAGGUCAGAUAUAACUCUAGUAGGCAUAAGUAAGAAAAGUGCUGAGCAUUUUAAGAAAAAAUUUGCCAAAUCAAACCAAGCUUCUGGGUCAGACUCUAGUUCAAUGCAGGUGUGUCCUGAAGUUGCAAAGACCAACUUACUUCAAGUUUUGAAGGAGACUUUGACUGAGUGGAAGACAGAAGAAACUUUGAGGUUUUUGUAUGGCCAGAAUUAUGCUUCUGUGUGUCUGAAACCCUCUUCAGCCCCUCUGGUUAAAGAAGAACUUGAUGAGGAUGACAUAAACUCUGACCCAGAUAGUCAUUCCCCUUCCUGGAGGGAACCUCAGAACACCUUGGAUGAGUCUUUACCUUUUAGUGGCUCAGAUACAGCCAUUAAACCUUUGCCAAGUUAUGAGAACUUGAAAAAAGAAACUGAAAAAUUAAAUCUAAGGAUCAAGGAGUUUUAUAGAGGACGAUAUGUUUUGAAUGAAGAAACUACCAAAUCACAAGACUCAGAAGAGCAUGAUCCCACCUUUCCACUGAUAGAUUCAAGUUCCCAGAACCAAAUUAGAAAACGCAUCGUACUUGAAAAAUUGAGUAAAGUAUUGCCUGGACUUUUAGGUCCUCUUCAGAUUACCUUGGGAGAUAUUUACACACAACUUAAAAAUCUUGUCCGAACUUUCAGGUUAACAAAUAGAAAUAUUAUACACAAACCUACAGAGUGGACUUUAAUUGCUGUAGUGUUGCUGUCAUUACUGACCCCAACUCUUGGCAUUCCGAAGCAUUCUCAGGAAAAUGAGAUGUUUACACAGUUUAUAGCCACCCUGCUGGACGAAUUACAUUUAAAGAAUGAAGACCUUGAAACUUUAACCACCAUAUUUAGAACCAGCUGUUAAACGAACUGAUAUAUUGCAUGAAGACAAGACCAGAAAAUGAAGUUCUCUUCACCAUUUCUAGAAUUCUAGCCACCACGAUUGUCUGGUGGUAACUGAUAACCAGCUUUUGUUUCAAGAAAGACCUUUACCUCCUUAACGUUUCAACACCCCACUUUCCAGUCCCUGAGUCCUUAACUACAAAGGAUGACUUCCCCAGGUAGAGGAGAUAGCCAAGUCCUGGCAUCCCUGGUUACCAUAGUAUUUUUAUUUGAAAAUGAAAAAUUUUAAGUAUUAAAUUGAAAUCUAGAGAUUUUUUAAUUUUUUUUUUUUUUUUUUCAGUUUUUGCUUAAACCUGCCACCCCCCGGUAUAUGGGGCUGGCGCCCUACUCACUGAGCGACAGGCGCCACCCAUUCAAUUGAAAUUUGAAUGAAUAUUCAAGAAAAUAUAAUGAUCUCAGAUUUUCCUGGAUAAGUCCAACCAUCAUAUCAGUUUACCCAAAAGUUGAGAAAACUACAAUUUUGGCCUCCUAAAACUCUAGAUUCUAAAAGAUAGCAGUUAGGUCAAUAAAUGCAUUCUAAGAUGAAGACCUUUGGGAGUCUAGUCAUUAUUCUUUUAAGGAAGCUGGGAAAUGACAGUUGCUAAAGUCCAACCAUGGCAAGGGAUCAAAAAGCAGCUUGGUGGAAUUGGAAGGUCAUCGGGCAAGGAGGUGGGGACAUGAUUUCUCAUUUUGGCUGUCCCAAUAAUUAGCUCUGUAGCCAAGUCACCUAAACUUUCUGGACUUUUUUUUUUUUUUUAACUUAUCUGACUUGUCUAACCACAACAAAAAAUAAUAGUGUGACAGACUCAUCAAGAUCAGCAAGGUCACAGGUUACAAUAAUCAAUAUAUAAAAAUCAAUUAUGUUCUCGUAUGCUAGCAAUGAAAAAUUCAGAAAUGAAAUUAAAAGAUGUUUGGAGAACACUUAGAGAUCUAAAAAUAGAUCUGCCAUUCAAUCCUACAAUUCCUCUACUAGGUAUAUAUCCAGAAGACCAAAAAUCACAUUAUAACAAAGAUAUAUGUACCAGAAUGUUUAUUGCAGCCCAAUUCAUAAUUGCUAAGUCAUGGAAAAAGCCCAAGUGCCCAUCGAUUCAUGAAUGGAUCAAUAAAUUGUGGUAUAUGUACACCAUGGAAUAUUAUGCAGCCUUAAAGAAAGAUGGAGACUUUACCGCUUACAUGUUUACAUGGAUGGAGCUGGAACAUAUUCUUCUCAGCAAAGUAUCUCAAGAAUGGAAAAAAAGUAUGCAAUGUACUCAGUCUUAUUAUGAAACCAAUUUAUAGCUUUCUUGUGGAAGCUAUAACCCAAUUGUAGCCCAAGAAGAAGGGGAAGGGAGGGGAAGGGAAGGAUGGGUGGAGGGAGAGUAAUUGGUGGGACCACACCUACGGUGCAUCUUAUAAGGGUACAUGUGAAAUUUACUAGGUGUAGAAUAUAAAUGUCUUAACAUAAUAACUAAGAAAAUGCUGUGAAGGCUAUGUUGACCAGUUUGAUUAAAGCAUUUCAAAUUGUAUGUAAAACCAGCACAUUGUACCCCAUGAUUAAAAUAAUUUCACUCAUAGUAGCCCCCCAAAGAAUUAAAUACUUAGAAAUAAAUUAACAAAUACAAGACUUAUAUAAUGAAAACUAUAAACAUUCACGGAAAGAAGAUGAAAGUAAAUGUAGAGACAUUUCAUGUUCAUGAAUUGAAAGAUCCAAUAUUCUUAACAUAGCAGUUCUUCCCAAAUUAUCUACAGUACAAUCCCUAUCAAAAUGAAAAGCAAGAUUUUUGAAAUACUGGCAAGUUGAUCCUCAAAUUUAUGUAAAAAAUGCAAAGAUUGAGAGCCAAAACAAUUCUGAAAAUGAAGAUUUCUUGAUUCAAAUUUUAGUAAAAAGCUACAGUAAUCAAUACAGUGUGAUGGCACAUGUAGAUAGAUAGGCAUAUAGAUCAAUGGAACAGAAAUAAGAGUCCAAGAAUAAACUCUUCUGACACAGAUGCCAGGACAAUUCAUUGGAGAAAAGAUGGUUUUUGUUUUGUUUUGUUUUGUUUUUGAGACAGAGUCUUACUUUGUUGCCCUCAGUAGAGUGCUGUGGCAUAAUUAUACCAAACUCCACAAAUGAAAAAUUUCUGAACUUACAUUUUCUCUAACCUUUAUACCCCACCCCCUUACAUAUCCAUUCUCUCCCUUUUAUGAUACUCUGUCUUUACUAUGCACUGAGCUCCAGCUCACCUAAGCUAACUCUCCAAGGGAGCAUGCAACCCCUCUAAACACUGAUAGUGCCAUUUGCUAAGCUCUCAACCUUGACAAGAUUUGAGCAGUUGGUUCCUAAGGCCUUGGGUGUCUGACCCAGUCUGUGGUUGUCAUGUGAUUUGCUGACUCAAAGCCUGAAUACCUCUCUCCAGAACACCCACUCCCUGGUCCCCAUGUGUCAUUCUUCAUCAUUGAAACAGUGUGUUGCCUUCAAUAAAGCAGAACUCCAGAUUUUCUUAUGAAUUCCCAAGUUUCAAAGAAUGGGAAGAAAUGUUUUGUGAAAAUUCUGUUGCUCUUUUCAGGGAAGAAGACUUGAAUAGCUUUUAUGACCAGGGCAUGGAGGCUCACACCUCUAAACCCAGCACUUUGAAGGGAGGAUCACCUGAGGCCAGAAGUUUGAGACCAGCCUGGGUAACGUAGUGAAACCGUUUGUCUACAAAAAAUUUGCAAUUAGCCAGGCAUGGUGGUAUGCACCUAUAGUCCUAGCUACUUGAAAUGAUCAGUCACUUGAGCCCAGGAAUUCAAGGUUAUAGUGAGCUACGUUAGUGCCACCACACUCUAGCCUGGGCAGCAGAACAAG
This is a messenger RNA of Nycticebus coucang (slow loris), 4736 nucleotides long. RefSeq names its product RNA polymerase II associated protein 2 (gene RPAP2). Gene Ontology annotation, cellular component: nucleus; cytoplasm. NCBI's taxonomy places the organism in Eukaryota, Metazoa, Chordata, Mammalia, Primates, Lorisidae. The transcript is spliced from 13 exons. Gene Ontology annotation, molecular function: RNA polymerase core enzyme binding; RNA polymerase II CTD heptapeptide repeat phosphatase activity. The coding region runs from base 81 to 1916 and encodes 611 amino acids. The record is from RefSeq and is a predicted model, not a curated record.